Messenger RNA from Tribolium castaneum (red flour beetle), 943 nucleotides. RefSeq lists its product as uncharacterized. The transcript is spliced from 2 exons. The coding region runs from base 286 to 654 and encodes 122 amino acids. Gene Ontology annotation, molecular function: heme binding. Gene Ontology annotation, cellular component: intracellular membrane-bounded organelle; membrane. The record is from RefSeq and is a predicted model, not a curated record. Lineage: Eukaryota; Metazoa; Arthropoda; Insecta; Coleoptera; Tenebrionidae.
AAAUCCAAGAACUAACUUUCCCAACGCGAUGUAAUAACAUCCCGAAACAAAUACGACGUGCAAACCCAAAAAUACGUGCAAAAAACUUGUUAUGAUUUCAUCCAAAACACUUGUUACAACACAUCUAACGAUUAUCUACGCAGACGAUAACUAAGCGCGAAAUCGUAAAGUAAUUCGGCAAAAAUCUUUCAUCAGACAAGAGAGUCGCCUAUUUAAGCGCGGACGUCGAACUACCCAAUCAUUCCCUGAUAGAGUUCCAAAGGUGUAGUGUCAAAGAGUGCAAAAAUGGCCAAGAUAUCUUCAGUCCUCAACUCCGGCUUCUUCUUCACCUCUCCGGUGAAGCUGCCCACAAGCGAACCGGAAGAACGCCUCAUCACCAUGGAAGAGGUCUCCUGGCACGAUAACGCCAAUGAUUGUUGGAUUAUUAUCUACGAUCGCGUGUACGACAUCACCGACUUCCUGGACGAGCACCCUGGAGGCGGCGAUAUUUUACUGGAAUACGCUGGACGGGAUGCAAGUGUGGCUUUCCGGGGCUCCGGUCACAGCAAGCAAGCCCUAAGGGCCCUCAGUCGCUUCGAAAUCGGGGAACUCCCCACACAUGAAAGGAUUUUCAGGAAGCCGGGAGGUUUCAAAAUUAGUGACAUUCCCGAAUAGUAGUGUUAAGGCCCUCAUCAGUUCGUCCAUUCGUUACUACUUGGAAACACAAUAUCACGUUUUGUUGCCAAGUUCAGCAAGUCAAAUGUCAGUGGCGCGAUAGCUAGUUAUGUAAUUUUGUACACUUAUUUAUUAUUUUUAUUUAAUUUGUAGUUAUAGGCUUUGUAGCUUUAGUCUUCGUCAGUAUUGAUUUUCUUUUUAAGUAUUUUUAUUACUAUUGUUAUUGGACACCUACCUCUGUAAAAUAUUCAGUAUUUUAUACGAAAAUAUAUUCCAUUUAUUAAAUUAA